Molecule: messenger RNA, 3270 nt
Organism: Brienomyrus brachyistius
Lineage: Eukaryota; Metazoa; Chordata; Actinopteri; Osteoglossiformes; Mormyridae
Product: piggyBac transposable element-derived protein 3-like
Exons: 2
Coding region: 1681-2670 (329 amino acids)
Source: RefSeq, a predicted model, not a curated record
GACAUGCAUAAACAUAAGGUUCAGUUCAGUAUACAGUCGUGCCCCACAUGGAUACAAACGCUGUAGCUACAUUUUUAUCAUUUUCAUCCACGGGUCAGGAGCCUGUCCCAUGCAGCACAAGGCACGGUAGGGGACGCCCUGGAUGGAACGCCAGUCCAUCUCGGGGCACGGUAGGGGACGCCCUGGCUGGAACGCCAGUCCAUCUCGGGGCACGGUAGGGGAUGCCCUGGAUGGAACGCCAGUCCAUCUCGGGGCACGGUAGGGGACGCCCUGGAUGGAACGCCAGUCCAUCUCGGGGCACGGUAGGGGACGCCCUGGCUGGAACGCCAGUCCAUCUCGGGGCACAUACGGACUCACACAAAGUAUCAACAUUUAGUGUCUAAAGUGCUUACAGAAAGUCUUGAGAUGCUAAAUUACAGAAAAAUGUUGCAAAUUUAUUGGUUUCAUUACAAAAGUCCAUUGCAUAAUGUUUAACAUAUCUGCACUUAUCUUCUGCUCAAGCAUUUUCUUUUUAUAGUCAAUUUGUUUUUGACUCACUGAGUUCUGUUUUUGCCAUUUAUGCUAUUAAUUACAAUUAUGGUCGCUGGCUCCCAAAGGGAUACUGAACACAAAUGUUUGGUGUUUUAUGUUAUUGCAAAGAUGUUACAAAAGCACCCAAUGAUGCUUGUCAAUGAACUUCUUAACUCUUUUAGAACUAUAAUCAGAAUCAGAUUCCUUUUUAUUAGGCAAGUAUGUUUCCAAACAAGGAAUUUGCCUGGGUGGGGCUUUUACAAGACAUUACAAAGAACAUUCAAUGUUCAGCAAGGCAUAUAUAGAAAAGUAAAAACACUAGAUAAUUAUUAUAUUACCCAAAUACUAAUCUAACCCUCUAUGGCAUGGUGUAACCCUCAGGCAACAAACCACUAUUUUGGCCCACACACUGCCCCUUUAAAUUUUUACCAAAAAAACAUCACAGUAAAAGUCUGAUGACAAGUCUGUAACCAAUAAAAUUUGAGGUGGGCGUGGAUUUGACCUUUCGUCUGGGGGUGGAACAGUCCUUUUUGCAACCAUAGCCGGCUUGGACACACUGCUAGCAAAAGGAAAUGGAUGCAAGGACAUUUUAUGGGUGUAAGGAACAUGAUCGAGCAGUUAGGCACAUUCCUUCUGACAGUGAGGACAGUGAGCUUGAGGAGAGUGACAGUGAGGAAGAAUGGACACCAGGAUCAGGUUUGAGGGAGAGUUAGGAGAUCAGGGUUCAGUUAGUAGAGUAUGUCAUGAAAAUGUGUGCAUGCUGGUGUUUGUGUGUGUGUGUGUGUUUGUGUGCGCGUGCAUGAGAGGUAUAUGACCUAUUCUAAUUGUAUGAUUCCUUGUUUCUUUUGAAAACAGACGGUCUGUCUGAUGACAAUGAGUCUGUGAAUGAAGAGGAAAAUGAAGAUGAUGUAUCAAAGGAAGAUGUUUCACGAUUACCCCGCUGGAGAACACACCACAGUACCAUCAUCACUGAUUACCCAGAAUGGCAGGCCAGCCUUCCAAAAUCAGACAAUAUCAUGUCCCCCUAUGAAUACUUCAAGAUGUUUUUUUCUGAAGACAUAUUGGAAGUAGUUGUAGAGCAGUCAAAUUUAUAUGCCAUUCAGUGUGAUACCAACAAGCCCCUAAACCUCACAACUAAAGAACUGGAGCAGUUCAUGGGUACAGCGGUGUAUGUCAUUGUUUGGAUUACCAGGUACCCGCAUGUUUUGGAACAAAGCCACUCGAGUGUCCCAGGUAGCUGACACCAUAACACUAAACAGAUGGGAGUUUAUAAAAAAAUCCCUGCACUUCAACAACAAUGAAGUGAAACAAGGAGAAAAUCUUGAUCCACUCCACAAAAUCCGACCACUGGUCAUUCACCUUACCUCGAGGCUGCAGACAAUCCCAAUGUCUGAGAAGCUGGCUGUAGAUGAGCAGAUGGUCCCCUUCAAGGGAAGAAAUAGACUCAAGCAAUACCUGCCAUCAAAACCAAAGAAAUGGGGCUACAAGAUACUCAUCUUAGCUGGCUCUGAUGGUGUCCCACACAAUUUUGAGAUUUAUACAGGGAGAGCUGUGCAACCCCCUGAGCUGCCAGAUGUAGGAGCAAGUGGCAACGUUGUCCUCCGCCUGGCCCAACCAAUACCCACGCAGCAGAACUACAAGAUGUUCUUUGACAACUGGUUCACGAGUGUCCCUCUCAUACUCACACUUGCUCAGCAGGGAAUUCACUGUACUGGUACUGUUCGUAGCAACAGACUACCAGGUGUCAACUUGAUGUGUGAUGCUGAGUUGAAGAGAACUGGACGUGGAUCUUUUGAACAGAAGACGGCUAAGGUUGGAGAAACCACCUUGCAUGUUGUGAAGUGGUAUGAUAACCGUUCAGUCAGUCUUCUCAGUAAUUACAUUGGAGCACACCCAGUCACCAAGGUUGAUAGGUGGGAUGGCAAGCAAAAAAAAAUCAUUCAAGUCCCCUGUCCAGCUGUGGUGAGAGAGUACAAUAAGAAUAUGGGUGGGGUGGAUCAUUGCACUGUACCGCAACAAAAUCAGGUCGAAGAAGUGGUACCACCGGCUGAUGUUCCACCUUAUCGACAUGACCAUCGUGACUGCCUGGCUGCUCUACAAGAGAGACUGCAGCAGUGCUGGGAUGAGAAAAGACGAACAGAUGAAGCUUUACACGUUUAAGUCAUAUAUUGCAGAAAGCUUGUGCAAAAGUGGCAAGAAUCUGGAACGUAAGAGAGGUCGUCCCAGUUCCACAAUUGCUGGGGAGUAUGAAGAAAAGAGGAGAAGAGGACCCGCUACACCUAUUCCAGUCCCUGAUGUGCGUCUGGAUGCCACAGCCCACUGGAUGGUCAUGGAUGAAAAGAAAGGGAGAUGCAAGGUACCCGGAUGCAAAGGUAGACCUAAAGCCAAGUGCCAAAAAUGUGGCGUGCAUCUGUGUUUCACAUCCACCAGCAACUGCUUCCUGAGGUUCCAUACAGAAUAAUAUAGACUGUGCUUUGUAGGGUUGGAGAAACACUGAUUCAGUCUGUACCCCACAGGAACAUACAUUCAGAAACACAAACAUACACUGUAGCUAAUCUCCAACACACAGAUUGAUAAACCAUCCACUGAUGAUUGUUGAAAUAAAACUUGUUGAAAUUGUUGUUGUCGUUGAAAUAAAACUUUUAAAAUUAAUUUAUUGCUUGUUUGCUUCUCAUUCAACUUAUUAUAUAAUAUACAAAACCUUGGCGUUUUAGUACCCUUGUAGCAUCUUGUUGCCCUGAGACAACAGACCAAAAUCUG